AUGACUGUGGAUUUAGCUUCUAUCGAGAAAUUUCUCUGCGAUCUAGCCACCGAAAAAGUAGGUCCUAUCAUCAAGUCCAAAUCAGGCACCCAGCAAGACUAUGAUUUAAAAACAGGUUCCAGAAGAGUCGAUAUUGUAACUGCCAUUGACAAACAAGUUGAAAAAUUAAUUUGGGAAUCAGUACGAGCACAAUAUCCAACCUUCAAAUUCAUUGGGGAAGAAAGUUACGUGGAAGGGGAAAGUAAGAUUACCGAUGAUCCUACUUUCAUCAUUGAUCCAAUUGAUGGAACCACAAACUUUGUCCAUGAUUUUCCAUUUAGUUGUACUUCGCUAGGCCUAACGAUAAAUAAAGAGCCCGUGGUAGGCGUUAUUUAUAAUCCACACAUUGACCUCCUCAUAUCAGCUUCUAAAGGGAAUGGUAUAAGAGUUAAUGGGAAAGGCUUUGACCACCAAGCUAAAUUAGAAUCAAUGGGUUCUCUAGUAUUGAAUAAAUCCGUGGUAGCAUUACAACCAGGCUCAGCAAGAGAGGGGAAAAACUUUAAGACGAAGAUGGCCACUUAUGAAAAGUUGCUUUCGUGCGAUUAUGGUUUUGUCCAUGGGUUCAGGAAUUUAGGAUCCUCUGCGAUGACCAUGGCAUAUAUCGCUAUGGGGUAUCUCGACAGUUACUGGGAUGGUGGUUGUUAUUCGUGGGAUGUUUGCGCUGGAUGGUGUAUUCUAAAGGAAGCGGGUGGCCGUGUGGUGGGUGCCAACCCAGAUGAAUGGAAUAUUGAAGUUGAUAACAGGACAUACUUGGCCGUAAGAGGGACAAUUAACAACGACGUUGACGAACAAAAAAAAUAUAUCAAGGAUUUCUGGGCUUGUGUUGAUGGUCAGUUAAAAUACGAUUAA
Molecule: messenger RNA, 888 nt
Organism: Saccharomyces eubayanus
Lineage: Eukaryota; Fungi; Ascomycota; Saccharomycetes; Saccharomycetales; Saccharomycetaceae
Gene: INM1
Product: inositol monophosphate 1-phosphatase INM1
Exons: 1
Coding region: 1-888 (295 amino acids)
Biological process (GO): signal transduction; inositol metabolic process; phosphatidylinositol phosphate biosynthetic process
Molecular function (GO): inositol monophosphate 1-phosphatase activity
Source: RefSeq, a predicted model, not a curated record